AUGACAAAUAAUCGAACAGAUCAUUUAAAAAGAGGUUCUGAUGUUACUCCACUUGAAGCAUUAACUGCUGGAUCAAUAGCAGGAGCAGUUUCUAGAGCAGUAACAGCACCAUUAGAUACUAUAAAGAUACGACUUCAAUUAGAAUCAAGUGGAUUUAAAGAAAGAAAAACAGUACCAACGAUAAUUAAAAAUUUAUUAAGACAUGAAGGUGUAAUUGCAUUUUGGAAAGGAAAUGUACCUGCGGAAAUACUAUAUAUUCUAUAUGGAGGAUCACAAUUUGCAUCGUAUUCAAUUUUGAAUAAACAACUACUGAUAUUGGAACAAUUAUAUAAAAUAAAAUUAUCUGAAUCAACUCAUUCUUUAAUUGCAGGAAUAGGUUCAGGAAUUACAAGUACUUUAGUAACAUAUCCAUUUGAUUUAUUAAGAACAAGAUUGGUUGCGAAUAGAACUAGAAAUCUACUAUCUAUGUCAAGUAUAGUUAAAAGUAUAAUCCAAACGGAAGGUAUAAGAGGAAUAUUUGCUGGAAUAAGACCAGCUAUGCUUUCGGUUUCAACUACUUCUGGAUUAAUGUUUUGGUCAUAUGAAUUAGCUCGUGAUUUCUCGAGUAAUUUUAAACAUGUACCAUUUAUUGAAGGUAUAUGUGGAUUUAUUGCUGGAGCAUUUUCAAAAGGUGUAACUUUUCCAUUAGAUACAUUGAGAAAAAGAUGUCAAAUGUGUUCAGUGGUUCAUGGUCAUCCCUUUAGUGCUCUGCAUUUAUUUAUUUCUAUCCUUAGAAGAGAAGGUGUGCUUGGAUUGUAUAGAGGAUUUGGAGUUAGUAUCAUAAAGACGGCACCUACUAGUGCAAUUUCAUUAUUCAUGUACGAAUACUCAUUGUCAUUUAUUAGGAAAAUAGAAUUAUAA
Candida tropicalis MYA-3404 is the source of this 900-nucleotide messenger RNA. Its product is annotated as thiamine transporter. The coding region runs from base 1 to 900 and encodes 299 amino acids. NCBI's taxonomy places the organism in Eukaryota, Fungi, Ascomycota, Pichiomycetes, Serinales, Debaryomycetaceae. Gene Ontology annotation, cellular component: mitochondrial inner membrane. Gene Ontology annotation, biological process: thiamine pyrophosphate transmembrane transport. The transcript has a single exon. The record is from RefSeq and is a predicted model, not a curated record. Gene Ontology annotation, molecular function: thiamine transmembrane transporter activity.